Messenger RNA from Bipolaris maydis ATCC 48331, 987 nucleotides. RefSeq lists its product as uncharacterized. The record is from RefSeq and is a predicted model, not a curated record. NCBI's taxonomy places the organism in Eukaryota, Fungi, Ascomycota, Dothideomycetes, Pleosporales, Pleosporaceae.
AUGGAUCAAUUACGCGAAUACAUUGGCGUGGGAGAUUGCGACAAGGUUACAAUAAUGGAAAACGCUGUGUUGGUGCACUGGCAAUCACCUGUACCGGACACGGAUCCGAACCUCAUUGUGGGCGAAUACAUUCUACGGCUUUCCUCUCUUGGGCGUUUUCCGCCAUUUUUCCUUGUUUCGUCUGCAGCAACAGACUUUGCAACGUCACAACAUGCCAGUGAAUCGGCGGCUGGCAGUGAGGGCACAAAUGACAACGUGGCUUCUCAUGCAUCAACGAUGCUUCUUGGAGGUUCUGAUGAAUUGAAAGAACAGGCAAAGCAGAAACGCUUAAAGGAACGAUUUCCUGUGCUGGUCGCCAAUGAGUUGGCCAGGAUCUACGCAGAAUUUCGGCAAAGCCGUAGUGCGACGGCACCUGACGGGGUGGAUGCACCAGGUUGCAAAGGUCCUUACCUACGCCCGGUCAACAUCAAAGUGCACAAGAACGCGCCUUCACAGUCAGUGUACGAGGUGGAGCAACUCGACGAUGAAAUGUUGGAUUUUCACUUGAUGGAUGACGACAUGGACAAUGACGACAUGGAAGAUGAAGUCAGAAUCAGUUACCUGGUCCCAUUCAUCUGCCGCACAAAUUGCCGCGAUGCAUGCUGCAAAUAUGAUGACGAUGAGAUUGAUGAGAUUGAGAGGCUGGUUGAUGCUCCGCCGCCAUCCCUUCUAUGGUGGAAGGACGAAGAGAAUCACCCAACUACUUGCCCUUUUUGCCGCAAGGUCUUGUUUCUCAAGGGAGGCGAUACCCGCGUCACACGUAUACCAGAUUCACAAACUGCCAAUGAUGGUACUGAUGAUAGCGACCAUGCGUCUGCUGAUCGCGAAGAUGGCCAUUCCAUCCAAAGCCAUGAUGACCGUAGUUCACACUCUCGCAAUGAGUAUCUGAAUUCCAGUGACGAACACCGAAAUUCCGAUUCUAGUGGAGAGUCAGAUCCCUCGCUUUGA